Notolabrus celidotus (New Zealand spotty) is the source of this 871-nucleotide messenger RNA. RefSeq names its product proteasome 20S subunit beta 2 (gene psmb2). Gene Ontology annotation, biological process: proteasomal protein catabolic process. The transcript is spliced from 6 exons. Gene Ontology annotation, molecular function: peptidase activity. The coding region runs from base 149 to 748 and encodes 199 amino acids. Lineage: Eukaryota; Metazoa; Chordata; Actinopteri; Labriformes; Labridae. The record is from RefSeq and is a predicted model, not a curated record. Gene Ontology annotation, cellular component: proteasome core complex; proteasome core complex, beta-subunit complex; nucleus.
AUGACGUCUGUGUUUUCCGGUGACGACAUCACUCCGCGACACAUAUCCUCAAACUUUUGCUGUGUAAUCUGCACAGAGGAGAGAGCUGAGAGAGACGCUUGCUAUUUCAGAGUUAUUUAAGUGUACAACUUCAUAGCUCUUACUCAGAAUGGAGUACCUAAUCGGGAUACAGGGACCUGACUUUGUCCUGGUCGCCGCUGAUAAUGUGGCAGCCAGCAGCAUCCUUCAGAUGAAGCACGACUACGACAAGAUGUUCAAACUGAGUGAGAAGAUCCUGCUGCUGUGUGUUGGAGAGGCUGGAGACACAGUACAGUUUGCAGAGUACAUCCAGAAAAACGUGCAGCUCUACAAAAUGAGGAACGGUUAUGAACUGAGUCCAUCAGCAGCAGCAAACUUCACGCGAAAGAACCUCGCAGACUACCUUCGGAGCAGGACUCCUUAUCACGUGAACCUGUUGCUGGCGGGCUACGAUGACACAGACGGCCCAGGUCUCUACUACAUGGACUACCUGUCUUCCCUGGCCAAGGCCCCCUUCGCUGCCCACGGCUACGGAGCCUUCCUCACUCUGUCCAUCCUCGACCGGCACUACAGACCAGAUCUGACUCGGGAGGAGGCCAUUGAUCUGCUGAAGAAGUGCAUUGAGGAACUAAACAAGCGCUUCAUCCUCAACCUCCCCUCCUUCACCGUCCGUUUGAUUGACAAGGAGGGCAUCCAUGACCUGGAGAAGCUCACCUCUGGCGCCAAGUGACCGCUCACUGCUUGACUACCAACCCCUCACGCCCUCGAUUCUUUCUCUCCUUUUUUUUUUUUUUUGUACUGUUGACCUCCUUGCUCUUUCUGUUCCAAUAAAAAGUGACACACAGUUGAGAUA